Messenger RNA from Dentiscutata erythropus, 949 nucleotides. Lineage: Eukaryota; Fungi; Glomeromycota; Glomeromycetes; Diversisporales; Gigasporaceae. The record is from the annotation of a GenBank genome assembly.
UCAUUACAUAGUUUCACGGUCUUUUUCAUCAGGAUUAUUUGAUGAAUCUACUCAAGCUUGUUACGAUACAACACCUAUUUAUCGUAGUAAUGAACUUGAGACACCUGAGAUGAUAGUACAAGCAUUCAAAUUUACAACGUUUUCUAAAAUUCAAGAAUUCGUUGCACUUCGGAAAGAACUUGAGAACUCUUUACAGAAGGCUCUCGUUGAUCGAGAAAUGGUACGACUAGAAAUUUUAAUUGCUUCAAAAACCAAUAAACAAGUAAUAGAAUAUUUCCAAGACUUGGAUGUUUCUGAUUUUUCAUAUGAUGAUGGUUUUUGUACAAAUCUUCGAGAUAACAGAGAUUUUGUUUCCAUGCCAAAUUAUAAUCCUGAUAGUAAGCCAACCAUGGAAGAGAUUACUAGAAUAUCACCAAAACUUGACAAACUAUGGCUUAAAAUCUUCUCAAUUAUUCCACGUAUUUUAAAAUGCAUACAUGUUGAACAGAAUGCUGAUAAUGUCAAGCAGCUAGUUGAAGAAUUGGAAAAAGUAUUAACUGAGGAAAUCAAUGGCGAUCAUAAUAUAAUGGAGCAAGAAAUGCAACUUGGUAAUGUAAUUGUUAAACUUGGUCGCCUUUUCAUAACCGUAAAAGAAAUUCAAAAUGGGCAAAAAGAGCUUGUCCAAAAUUUCGAGUCUAUCGCUGAAGAGCUAGUCAGUGCAGUAAAAGCUUCGGAACCCGUCGACAAUUCUCAAAUAAAAUUAUAUGAUAUCAAAUGGUUGUUGUUUCAUCAGCUGACUUCUUUCUUAGAGACAUGUAAUUAUUCUCUGAUCGGAAUUGGGGCUUUAAAUGAAACACUAAAUGUUAAAAAUAAGAAAUCGGGUCUGAGAGCGUUGGCUCAAAAACUACAAAUUAUGUCAGAAUUACCAACACAACUUACUUAUUAUCAAAAAGACAUCCUAAUCCAAAUU